GUGCAAGCAGCCCUGGACAGCUCUAUCCCAGGGCCCGGCAACAUGGAGCCCCCCAGCAGUCCCACCCCAGAUCCCUGUGUUCUGGAGCCCCCCAGCAGUCCCACCCCAGAUCCCUGUGUCCUAGAGCUCCCCAGCAGUCCCACCCCAGAUCCCUGUGUUCUGGAGCCCCCCAGCAAUCCCACCCCAGGUCCCUGCAUCCUGGAGCCCCCCAGCAGUCCUACUUCAGGCCAGCCCAGCAUCAUCAGCUCAGUGCCUUGCACCCCAAACUCUCCAGACAGCACCACAAUAGCACCCUGCACCCCUGGGUCCUCAGGCAGCACCAGCUCAGACUCCUGCACCCCAGGCCCCCCCGGCACCACCUCCACCCCACAGGAAGGUCCCUUCCAUGGGUGGCGAGUGGCACCCUCUGACUUCUCCUGCAGCCCCGUGGCCCCUGAGCCCCCAUCUGCAGAUGAGGGUGUUGGUUCCCUGCCUUGCCAAGACACCCCUGAGGAAGCCAAGUCCCCAUCCCCUGCCCCACAAGAGCAGGGACCCCCUGCAUCCCCUCCCAUUGAGGCAGGCAGGUCAGAGCCUGCUGCACUGGAGGGAACAGCUACCCCCAUCCCCUCACCCGAGGUGGCCUUGGGUGCUGUGUCCUGGGUGCUGCCAUUAGUGUGGCUGGAGAAGAGCCUCAACUCCUCAUCCCUGCUGGAGUCCCUGCGGCACAGCUUAACCCUGCCACGGCGGGACAUUGGCACCAACAUCACCCCAGUGCCUAUUGCAACCACUGGCACCAGCGUCACCCCUGUGCCCGCUGCAACCAUUGGCACCAGCGUCACCCCUGUGCCCGCUGUAACGAUUGGCACCAGCGUCACCCCUGUGCCCGCUGUAACCAUUGGCACCAGCGUCACCCCUGUGCCCGCUGUAACGAUUGGCACCAGCGUCACCCCUGUGCCCGCUGUAACCAUUGGCACCAGCGUCACCCCUGUGCCCGCUGUAACCAUUGGCACCAGCGUCACCCCUGCGCCCACUGCAGCCAUUGGCACCAGCGUCACCCCUGCGCCCGCUGCAACCAUUGGCACCAGCGUCACCCCAGUGCCCACCACAGUCACCGGCACCUUCAUGACCCCGCGGGACCUGCGGGAGAGCAGCACCAACACAUCCACGGGUCCCCCUCCCUGUGCCAAGGACAGCGCUGCCGAAACAGACUCCCUGCUCUGGCACUGUCCCCGGGAGCAGCUGAAGUCCCUGCCACGGGCAGAGCUGGAGGGGCGGCUGGAGAGCACCCUCAUCAUCAUCGAGGCCCUGUCGCUUCAGCUGCGGGGCUGGAACGAGAACCAGCGGGCCCUGCCUGGCGUGGGGCCGGCUGAGCAGAGGGAUGCGCUCACCCAGACCGAUGUCACCCACCCCAAAGGGGAGGAGGAGAUCUACCGCAACCUCUACCUCGAGCUGCGGAGGAGGACGGAUGCUCUGCAGCGGCAGCGGGGAGUGGAGCAGGACCUGCAUCGGGAGCUGAAGACGGCCGUGGAGGGCAUGGGUGCCUGGAGCAGGCAGCGCCUCCUGUUCCAGGGUCUCACGGAUGCCUCUCUCCAGAGCCUGCGGGAUGAGCAGAGAGCACUCGCCCAGGAGCGGGAGCAGGCGAGGGCCCUGGUGUCCCGGUGCCAGGCCCUGCUGGAAAGGGUUCCCAGCAAGCUGCAGAGCUGCCUGGAGGAGCGGGAUGCCAUGAGGCAGCGAGCGGAUGAAGCCCUCCAAGCCGAGCAAGAGGCGUCUCGCCAGCUGGAGGAGACCUCGGUGGCCCUGCAGGACACGGUGGCUAAGCUGGAGCAGUUGACAGUGGCCAACUCGCGCCUCAGCGCAGACCACAGCUCCCUGAUGACCAGCCUGGCCAGCCUGGAGCAGGAGCGGGAUGCACGGCAGCAGGAGCGGGAUGCGCUGCAGCAGGAGAACGAGAAGCAGCAAGAAGAGAUGGCCUGGCUGGCGCGGGAGCGGGAAGCGCUGCAGCGGGAACGCAAUGGAUUGUGCCAGGAGCUGCGGGAGGCAACCGAGUGCCGGGAGUUCCUGGAGCAGGAGAACCAAAUGUCCCGCACUCAGCUGCUGGAGGUGGAGGCCAGGCUGAGGUCCACGCUGGACACGCUGCAGGAGUGCAGCCAGCAGCACGAGGAGCUGAUGGAUUCCCACCAGCGCCUGCGGGAAGAGCGGGCUGCCCUCAGCAAGGAGCUGGAGAGCACCAAGGCCGAGCUCCUCGACUUGCAGCUUAAGAGGAACAAAGUCUCCUGGUGCUCCAAGGACAUCGUGGAGAGCAAGAUGCGGCUGCAGGAGCUCGCUGAGUGCCUCAGGGCUGCUCUGCAGGAGGAGGAUGAUGAUGAUGAUGCUGCUGCCCCAUCGAGAAGCAGAGCCUGGACCCCGGUCCCACGUACUCCAGGCUGGCAGACCCCAUACCGUGUCCGGACCCCCGCCUGCCGCACGCCGAUGUUCCGGACCCCACACCGUGCCAUAGCGAGCUCCUUUGUGGGCAGCGUCCUGAAAGCCGUGUGUGGGGAAGAUGCUGAUGAAGCUGCUGGAGUUGGGAGUGCAUUUACCAAGGACAAACCUGCUGCUACACCAAAGGCAAUAGAGCCUGAGGAUGGUUUGCUGGAGAGCGUGAAGCAGCUGAGGUCCGUGGUGUCCGACCUCGCCAUGCUGAGCUGCCGCAUCCAGGACCUGGAGCAGAGCGAGUUCAAGGCGCUGCAGACAGAGAUCUCCAACCUGCAGCUCCGUUUGGAGACGGUGACAACGGAGAGCCAGGAGAAGAUCGAUGCCCAGGCUGCCACCAUCGUCAAGCUGAACAAGGCGCUGAGGGGCAAGCUCGAGAGUGAGAAGGAGCUGCAGGACGUGGUGAAACGACAGGAAGAGAAGAUGCUGCAACUCAUCGACAAGAGUGGGGAAGUCACGAGUCUGAAGGAAGAGGUUUUCCAGCUGAAGCGCUCGCUGCAGCGUGCAGAGACAGAGGCCAAGGUGCUGUGGGAGGAGAUGAGGGAACAGAGACCCAAGGAGGACACUGUCCAUGUGCGGGAGCGAGUGCUGCAGCAGCAGGAGAUGGGCAAACUGCGGCUGCUGCUCCUGGAGAAGGUGGAUGAGAACCAGCGGCUCUCAGAUAAGGUCCAAGGGCUGGAGCUGCGGCUCCAUCGCAUCCAGAAAGUGCUGAGGAGCCAUGAGGAGAUGCAGGAGAAGAUGAAGGAGGUCCUGGUGGCUGUCCCUGAUGUGGCCCUGGCGUGCCAGGAGCAUCACAGCCUGCUGCGGUACCUGGGCUUGAAGCCGGAGAGUGUCAGCAAAGAGGCUGCGGAGCCGCUAUAGCCCCCGGGGUGAAACCUUCCCCUUGUUAAUGCUGUAAUUAUUUAUUGAAUAAAGUUGUGUUGGCAUUCA
Messenger RNA from Pezoporus flaviventris, 3381 nucleotides. It is a transcript of the gene SPAG5, whose product is annotated as sperm associated antigen 5. The record is from RefSeq and is a predicted model, not a curated record. Bases 43 to 3312 code for a protein of 1089 amino acids. Lineage: Eukaryota; Metazoa; Chordata; Aves; Psittaciformes; Psittacidae. Gene Ontology annotation, biological process: regulation of attachment of spindle microtubules to kinetochore; cell division. The transcript is spliced from 19 exons.